AUGGCCAGCAAAAGACAUCAGGCCCUCACCCGGAACCUGCAACUUCUACUUCAUAAAGAAAGGUUAAGGUUGGUGAUGGGGGAGAUCACCCUGGAUCACCGGGGUGGGCCUUCAUCCACCCACAAGUGUCUCUACCAGAGAGAGAUCGGAUGGAUACCGCGCCCAGCGCCGGGGGGUGACGUGCGGGGAGCCGGGGCCCAGACUCCUGUGCCUUCCAGACUCCCUGACGGCCGACCGGCGCUGGGGCUGCUGGUGUGGGCCCUGAUCGCCGACACCCCGUACCACCUGUACCCGGCCUACGGCUGGGUGAUGUUCGUCGCUGUCUUCCUCUGGCUGGUGACAAUCGCCCUCUUCGUCCUCUACCUGUUUCAGCUGCACAUGAAGUUGUACAUGGUGCCCUGGCCGCUGGUGCUGAUGGCGUUUAACAUGGGCGCCGCCGUUCUCUACGUCACGGCCUUCAUCACCUGCUCCGCUUCGGUGGAGCAGACGUCCCUGAAGGGCACCCGGCAAUACAACCAGCGCGCAGCUGCCUCCUUCUUCUCGUGCUUAGUGAUGAUCGCCUACGGACUGAGCGCUUUCUUCAGCUUCCAGGCCUGGCGAGGAGUCGGCAGCAAUGCGGCCACCAGUCAGAUGGCUGGCGGCUAUGCCUAAACCCCUGACCACGGCCCACCGUGGGGCUGAAGGCUGCAGCCGGGUCAGCCCAGAAGGAAAGACACUUGCUCCUGUCUGACCGUCAGACGUGGGCUCACCCAACACUCCUAAGGCAUCCGAUCCUCCCUCCGGCUCGGCCCGGGUCGCCUGCGCGUGGGCUGGAGCGAGCCAGCAGCCGAGACUGCUCGUCCCCCUUAUUCAGCAGAAGGUGACGGGGGACACGGGCUUGCUGUCUGCUCCGAGGCGGGGCCCCACCUUCUCACCAGCACUAAGCACACUAACGAGGACCCCGGCCCUGCCGCCCCCACCCACCCUACGGUUAUAAGCCUAACCAGCAGCAUGUAUUUAUCGUCAUCACAGUCUCCGAUCCAGGAGCGCGGAGCAAGCUCAUGAAACCGUGCCGGGUCCUUAAAACACAAUUCCGACCUGACCCUCCCCCAAGCCAACAUGUCGCUGGAGACUUU
Molecule: messenger RNA, 1115 nt
Organism: Myotis davidii
Lineage: Eukaryota; Metazoa; Chordata; Mammalia; Chiroptera; Vespertilionidae
Gene: PLLP
Product: plasmolipin
Exons: 5
Coding region: 1-651 (216 amino acids)
Biological process (GO): myelination
Cellular component (GO): membrane
Molecular function (GO): structural constituent of myelin sheath
Source: RefSeq, a predicted model, not a curated record